AUGGACGAUAAUCCUGACCAUUACGUUAAGUCGCUUGGACUUUCGGAUGAGACCUGGAAUUUUGACUUCAACCAAUCUGAAUAUGAAAAGCUGGGUCAAAACAACCACCCAGAGGAGAUGUACCCAGAUUAUUCAGAUAAGCAUGACGAGCUGCCUUUGGAAUCUCCGUAUCUGAAGGAUAUGGCUGAAGUUCCUAUGGGUCCUGACAUGCACCAUGACGACUUUUUCACGCCGUUGCUAUCACCAAUGGUACAACAGACACAACCGCCAACGAACCCCAAACUCAACGUUAAUGAUAACUUUAGCCCUUUAACUUCACCAGCUCUAGCUUCCCAAAACUCUCGUCGAAAGUUGUCCACGGAGAGUAGUUCCAGUGUCAAAGUGAGAAUAAGGAGGCAAUCUAAUUCAAGUUACACAGGAAAAUCAAAGACUCCCGGUUCAACUCCCAAGCUUUCUUCCACUAGCGCAGUGUCCAAUUCUUCCAAUAAAGUGAUAAAGCAAUCGCCAGCAAUAAAAGCCCGGCGUAACCCUGGCUUAUCUAACAACCUUCAUCGGACAUUAAGCAGUAACAACACAUUUGCAUUGCCUGAAAGUGCUCAGACUACUUCUACAACUGCAACGGCAGAAUUGUCCAACACUUUAAACGUAGAAGCCAAUAACAGUGAUGAGUUUACCAAUACGAACUCGGUGACUCCAAGCACGUUGAUGUCAUUUGGCCACAUUCCCCACCAUUCUACUAGCAAUGUCAUUUUUGAUGGUUUAAAACAUAGUUCAGUAGUCCUCCCAUCGUCCAAAAACGCCAAUGGAAGAAACACCACUAAAUCUCCAAAUAGCAUAGCUAAAGAUGGAACAGAUAAAGGAAGAAAGGCUGAUAGUGCGUCACCUCCUACGAUACCAACAGGAACACUAACCAAACGGCCUUCCAAGUCGGAUGACCCCAAAAAAGUUAAUCAUAAACUUGCCGAACAAGGACGAAGGAACAGAAUGAAUUUUGCAAUUCAAAGGCUUGAAGAUCUUAUACCAGGUGACUAUAAAGAGGACACAACAGUGCCAUCCAAGGCAACUACUGUGGAGAUGGCAGUCAAGUAUAUCAAGGAGCUGCAAAAUCAACUGGAAAAACUUGAAGAACAACGUUCAAAGUAG
Molecule: messenger RNA, 1143 nt
Organism: Komagataella phaffii GS115
Lineage: Eukaryota; Fungi; Ascomycota; Pichiomycetes; Pichiales; Pichiaceae
Exons: 1
Coding region: 1-1143 (380 amino acids)
Biological process (GO): regulation of transcription by RNA polymerase II
Cellular component (GO): RNA polymerase II transcription regulator complex
Molecular function (GO): RNA polymerase II transcription regulatory region sequence-specific DNA binding; protein dimerization activity; DNA-binding transcription factor activity, RNA polymerase II-specific
Source: RefSeq, a predicted model, not a curated record